AUGCCCGUCAUCGCGUCGUCCUCGCUCGCGCGCGCCGCGCCCGUCGCGGCGUCCGCGCGCGCGUCCCAAACCCGACCGCCGCGCGCGCCCCCGCGCGUCGCCGCCGCUUCGAGAUCGUCGCGCGUCGUCGUCGGGUUUCUUCGAUCCCCGCGAAAACGCGGCCCGAUCCUCCCGCCGCUCGCGCACCGCGCGGUCGUCCAGGAGGACUGCGACGCCGACUGCGUCGCGGAGACGUGGGAGGAGCUCGAGGCGGAGGUCGCGAACGAGGUCGUCGGGAACGUCAUGACGCCGCGCGCGAACGUCUCGUGCGCGCGCGCGUCGGACAACGUCCUCGACGCGCUGGAGGUGCUGGUGUCCAAUCGACACAGCGGCGUGCCCGUGCUCGACGACGACGAGCGCGUCGUCGGCGUCAUCUCGGAGUACGACCUCAUGGUGCGGAUCGGCCGCGAGGGGAAGAAGCAGAGCGAGAAGGAUGACGGGAUGUUCCCGAAGAUUGGGCGCUGCGACGAGUUCGGAGGCGCCGUGAAAGACAUGUGGAGCCGGUUCAUCGACCUUCAAGACCGCAUGGAGAAGGCGCAGGUGACGACCGUGCGCGAGGCGAUGCACGACGCGAUGACGUGCACGCCGGAGACGCUGCUCGUGGACGCGACGGACGCGAUGUUGAACGAGCGCCGGCACAGGAUAUGCGUCGUCGACGAAGACGACAAGGUCCGUUCUAUCUUACACUGUUCCCCGUACGACCGCGUCGGCGUGGUGAACGCCGUUCCUUAA
This is a messenger RNA of Micromonas pusilla CCMP1545, 771 nucleotides long. RefSeq lists its product as uncharacterized. Lineage: Eukaryota; Viridiplantae; Chlorophyta; Mamiellophyceae; Mamiellales; Mamiellaceae. The record is from RefSeq and is a predicted model, not a curated record. The transcript is spliced from 2 exons. Bases 1 to 771 code for a protein of 256 amino acids.